GCCAUACCCCUUUGUGCUGUUCUACUCCAAGUUCAACGGUGUUGAGAUGUGCGUGGAUGCCCGCACCUUCGGCUUGACAGGAGUUUGUUCCUUCCCUAGGCCAUACCCCUUUGUGCUGUUCUACUCCAAGUUCAACGGUGUUGAGAUGUGCGUGGAUGCCCGCACCUUCGGCAACGACGCCCGCUUCAUCAGGCGUUCCUGCACCCCCAAUGCGGAGGUCCGCCACGUGAUUGCCGACGGCAUGAUCCACCUGUGUAUCUACGCGCUUGCUGCCAUCGCCAAGGACACGGAGGUCACCAUCGCCUUUGACUACGAGUACAGCGUCUGCAACUAUAAGGUGGACUGUGCGUGUCAGAAGGGGAACAGGAAUUGCCCUGUACAGAAACGGCACCCAAGCGCUGCCGAGCACCCCGCACCCGGGCCAGGCCGGCUGAUGAUUGGGGCAGAGACCAGGCGCCGGAAAGCCCGUCGGAGGGAGCUGGAGCUAGAGCAGCAGGGCGCGGGGUCAGAUGAGAACAGCAGCCAGCGGGCCGAGGAUGCUCCAGAAGGACCUGCUGCAGCCAGCGACAAUGAGGCUGCGGAUACGGAAGAGAAGCCAGAGGAGGAGGGAGCGCACAGCAGACGGUCCCGGGAGGAGAGGAAGGUGGAAGCCAUCAUGCACAUGUUUGAAAGCUUGGAGAGGAGAAAGAGAAGGCGAGAGCAGCCCUCAGACCGGACCAGCUCAGAUGCCGAAUUCCUGGUUAACCCUGAGACUCCUGAGCUGGAGGAGGUGAAAAUGGAGACUCCAGACACUGAGGACAUCACUGCAGCGUUCAGUGGGGCUGCUGCGAGCACCCCGGCCAGCAGCAGCAAUGUUGGGGUGCAUACGCGGCGAUCCACACAGGCGCUGGACCCAGGCCCGGAGAAGGCCGCCGCGAAGCCUGCCCCCGCCAAGCCUGCCCGGCCCCGGCCCAGAAGUCGCUUCUCGCGCUAUCGGAGCAGCUCGGCCCAGAGGUUGAGGCGGCAGAAGCAGGCCGUGACCCAGCACGUCGAGCUCGCCCAGGCUGCCCCCGAGGAGGGACCCAACGUCAGCGCAGUGACUGCCGCGGAGGUCAGCAGCGUGGAGGGGCCAGGAGAAAGCAGGCCACUGCUGGGCUCUGACCUGCCUGUGGCGCUGCCUGCAGGCCCCCAGGUGAACCGGGCCACAGCCAAGUACCCCAAAACUAAAAAGUACCUGGUCACGGAAUGGCUGAAUGACAAGGCCGAGAAGCAGGACUGCCCGAUCGAGUGUCCUUUGCGGAUUACCACAGACCCAACCGUUUUGGCAACAACUCUCAACAUGUUGCCAGGUCUUCUCCACUCCCCGCUGAUCUGUACCACCCCCAAACACUACAUCCGCUUCGGCUCGCCUUUCGUCCCGGAGAGACGCCGAAGGCCCCUUCCGCUGGAUGGGCUCUACAGCUCCUGCAAAAAGCGUUGGAUGAAACAAGCCCUGGAGGAAGGGAUGGCUCAGACCUCGCCUGCUGCCCAGGACAGCAGACCCCAGUGUCUGUACCAAAGGAGCGAGAGCAGCAGCUCCUCCAGCAUCUGCAAGGACAGCGCAGACCUGCUGAGCCCCCUGAAGAAGUGGAAAUCUCGCUACCUGAUGGAGCAGAACGUGACCAAGCUGCUGAGGCCGCUCUCUCCCGUCACGCCUCCACCUCCUGGCUCCCUGAGCCCCCGGCUGCCAGGAGAGGAGGACUGGCGCAAUGGCUAUGGGGGGGUGUUCUCGCCGAUUCCCUCGCUGGCUGCGAGCCGCUGCAAUACGCCGCUGCAGUUUGAGAACGUAUCCUCCCCUGAGAGUUCCCCUGCGCAUAGGCCCGAGUCCCUGUCACCCGAGCUCUGCCUUCGGACGGACCUGGACUUGGGGAAGGCGGGCUGCCUGGAUUCCAGUGCUAACACCUGUCCAGAGAGACCAUCCCCGCUCAGCUCGGGCCUCCCGGAUCUGCCUCCACAGUCCUCCGUUCCCUUGGCAUCUGAGAGCAGCUUCCCAGGAAAGGCUGGAGAGGCACAGCUGCUGCUAAGAAGCUCUGAGCAGGCCUUCCGGACAGAGUUUAAUUUAAUGUAUGCCUUCUCCCCUUUGAACGCUAUGCCCCGUGCCGAUGGGUUGGUGCGGGCUAACCCUCAGGCAGGAGACAGGAAGCCACUGACUUCAGAAGGGGCAUGCUGCAUCUCUCCUGCAGACGGAUACUUCAGCAGACAUGAGCUGGGACUUCUUAAAGAGACAGUGCACGGAUCCAUGUCUCCUGCUGGCGAGAGGGUUGGUGAAGGAGUCAAAUCUACUCCCCAAAACCCACCACAAAGGAAGAAGGUUUCCCUGCUGGAGUAUCGCAAGCGAAAACAGGAAGCCAAGGAGGGAAGCGAUGCCGGGCGGUGCGCAGCAACUCCUGCCCGACCAGGCAGCCUCAGCUCUGGGCCUGAGACCGAUGCAAGCAGCAUGCAGGGCUCAGGAGUCCGAGCCCCCUCCUCACCCCCAAGUGGAUUCUCUCCCUCCCAUCCCCCCAUGCCUCACCUAGAGGAGAUCAGUCCGCCAGGGGCGCCUAGUUCCUCCGCCUCACACUGCAAAUCCCAGGAGAACAUCAGCAGCAGAUGGUGGUGAGUGUUCGCUUUCCUCACUCAGCUGUUGGGGCUUCAUAGGAAGCUGGUCAGACUCUGCAUGGUGGUGUGCAAAGGCCUUUUUCCCAUGACCCCCUGGCAUCCAGCACGCAGG
Messenger RNA from Pelodiscus sinensis (Chinese soft-shelled turtle), 2728 nucleotides. Lineage: Eukaryota; Metazoa; Chordata; Testudines; Trionychidae. The record is from RefSeq and is a predicted model, not a curated record.